GGUUUCUUCAAAAAAAAAGAAAAACCAACCUAAAACUCUCAAAACCAUUUUCUCUCUUAUAACUUUCUCUGAUACAUAGAUUUCUCUCUCUGUCUCUCUAGUGGGAGAAAAGUAUGGCGGAUUGGGGACCUGUAGUGAUCGCUGUGAUACUGUUCGUGCUUCUGACACCGGGACUUCUCUUUCAGAUUCCGGCGAGAGGUCGUGUCGUCGAAUUCGGGAAUAUGCAGACUAGUGGUGCGUCCAUUCUCGUCCACACCAUCAUUUUCUUCGGUCUCAUCACCAUCUUUACCAUCGCCAUUCGUCUCCACAUUUACACCGGUUAAUUCGUAAUUUCCCCCGGACCCGGUUGGUUCGUGUUUAUGUUUUUCCAUUUUUAAACUGCUUCCUAUCUUUUUUGUAUUUGUUUAUAUAUUUUGUUUCUGUGUCUGGUGUUAAAGAAACAUGUGAAUCUAUCUGAAUAUCUCAAUGUGAUGCAUAAAACUAUUUCCAAACUGUUCUGUUUGA
This is a messenger RNA of Camelina sativa (false flax), 504 nucleotides long. RefSeq lists its product as uncharacterized. Lineage: Eukaryota; Viridiplantae; Streptophyta; Magnoliopsida; Brassicales; Brassicaceae. The record is from RefSeq and is a predicted model, not a curated record.